GAGCAGAGCGGAGCGGAGCGGCCAUGGCAGCGACGGGGCUGGCGGGCAUCGUAGCGCGGCCGCUGGGCGCGGCUGAGCCGCUGGCGCUGAGCUCGCUGCGGGGCAAAGUGCUGCUGGUGGUCAACGUGGCGUCGCUCUGAGGCACCACCACGCGCGACUUCCUGCAGCUCAACGAGCUGCAGCAGCGCUACGGGCCCCGCGGGCUGCGCGUGCUCGGCUUCCCCUGCAACCAAUUCGGGCACCAGGAGAACGCCACCAACGAGGAGAUCCUGCGCUCGCUGGAGUACGUGCGGCCCGGCAACGGCUUCAAACCCAACUUCACCAUGUUCGAGAAGUGCGAGGUGAACGGGAAGGGCGCUCACCCGCUGUUCGCCUUCCUGAGAGAGGCGCUGCCCUUCCCGCACGACGACCCCUCGGCGCUGAUGACCAACCCGCAGUACAUCAUCUGGUCGCCGGUGUGCCGCAACGACGUCUCCUGGAACUUCGAGAAGUUCCUCGUGGGCCCCGACGGCGUCCCCUUCCGCCGCUACAGCCGCCACUUCGAGACCAUCAAACUGCAGGACGACAUCGAGCUGCUGCUCCAGAAGGUGCCCAAGGAGGCUCUGCAGUAAAGGAAAGCCCGCACCUCUGUCAUACAAAGAGCUGAGCUCCGGCUGAGCUCCCGACAUCCACGCAAGCUUUGCUCGUGACGGCGCAUCUUCCAAAGCCUCGAAGUGCGCCCGAUGUUUUCAAAGCUGCGUGGAGAAAUGGUUGGGGGAACAGCCUGGAGAAGCAGCCCGCGAGUCUGGGUAACGUUGUGGGAUUCUCCGAAUAAAGGAAAAAGUCUGUCUGCUUUAA
Gallus gallus (chicken) is the source of this 837-nucleotide messenger RNA. RefSeq names its product glutathione peroxidase 1 (gene GPX1). Gene Ontology annotation, molecular function: glutathione peroxidase activity. NCBI's taxonomy places the organism in Eukaryota, Metazoa, Chordata, Aves, Galliformes, Phasianidae. The record is from RefSeq and is marked reviewed. The transcript has 2 exons. Gene Ontology annotation, cellular component: mitochondrion; cytosol. Gene Ontology annotation, biological process: glutathione metabolic process; response to hydrogen peroxide; hydrogen peroxide catabolic process.